This is a messenger RNA of Saccharomycopsis crataegensis, 321 nucleotides long. RefSeq names its product NADH dehydrogenase [ubiquinone] 1 beta subcomplex subunit 9. Bases 1 to 321 code for a protein of 106 amino acids. Gene Ontology annotation, biological process: mitochondrial electron transport, NADH to ubiquinone. The transcript has a single exon. NCBI's taxonomy places the organism in Eukaryota, Fungi, Ascomycota, Saccharomycetes, Ascoideales, Saccharomycopsidaceae. The record is from RefSeq and is a predicted model, not a curated record.
AUGACCGGUGUUCUUCCAUUUACCGAAGCCAACAGAAAGAUCGUCACCCUUUUCUACCGUCGCUCCUUGAAAUUGGCCUACUCGUGGAUCAAUAGACGUGAUUUGUACAGAAAGAAGGCAGUGGAAAUCAGACAGCAGUUUGAAGCCAACAAACAACUUGAUGACCCAAAACAAUUACAACAUAUUUUGAAGAAUACCGAAUCCUUAUUAUACAAAUAUAGACACCCAGAUCCAAUUGUUCCAGCCUCCAGACCAGGUGGUACUAAGUUCGAAAGAAACUUGCAUCCAUCAUUGGAUAAGCCAAUUCCUGGUCAUUAUUAG